Molecule: messenger RNA, 1010 nt
Organism: Lolium rigidum
Lineage: Eukaryota; Viridiplantae; Streptophyta; Magnoliopsida; Poales; Poaceae
Product: myb-related protein 306-like
Exons: 2
Coding region: 168-1010 (280 amino acids)
Biological process (GO): response to auxin
Source: RefSeq, a predicted model, not a curated record
UUGCUCUCCGUGUGUGUAUAAAUAAACCCCUUGGAUCCUAGCUCAUCUUAUCCAUCCUUUAGCCAUCAUCAGCUCACACAGCUACCUCAUCUCGCACAGCGCAACGCUGCUGAUCGCCGACCCCUAGCUACCGGCCGCUAGCUCUCGAUCCGUUCAGUUCGUGAUCGAUGGGGCGCCCGCCGUGCUGCGACAAGGAGGGCGUGAAGAAGGGGCCGUGGACGCCGGAGGAGGACAUCAUCCUCGUCUCCUACGUCCAGGAUCACGGCCCCGGGAACUGGCGCGCCGUCCCGGCCAAGACAGGUCUGAUGCGGUGCAGCAAGAGCUGCCGGCUGCGGUGGACAAACUACCUGCGGCCGGGGAUCAGGCGCGGCAACUUCUCCGACCGGGAGGAGAAGCUCAUCGUCCACCUCCAGGCACUCCUCGGCAACCGCUGGGCCGCCAUAGCCUCCUACCUCCCGGAAAGGACCGACAACGACAUCAAGAACUACUGGAACACGCACCUCAAGAAGAAGCUGCUGCGCAGCGCCACGACACCGGCGGCCGCGCAGACGGAGUCGGCCUACAAGGGGCAGUGGGAGAGGAGGCUGCAGACGGACAUCAACCUCGCCAGGAGCGCCCUGCGCGAGGCACUCACCGUCGACAGCGCCACCACGACGAGCACCAGCCCUGCGGUGAUCACCGAUUCCGCGGCUUACGCGCUGAGCACACAGAACAUCUCUAGGAUGCUGGACGGAUGGGCACCGGCGAAGGCUGCCAGCGCCGGCAUCAGCAACCCGGGUGCGACCGACAGCGCGUCUGCGUCUUCGUCGGAACUCACCGAGUGCUCCGGCUCCAGCGUGUCCUACUCCGCCGCGCCGGCGCUCUGGUCGUCUCUGAUCGGGCCGGAGAGCAAGGCCGCGGCGGAGGGUGUGGAGAUGCCGCUGUCGGCGAUCGAGUCGUGGCUGCUGCUGGACGACAGCACCGAGCAGCUGCCUGCACGGGAGGGUCUGCUCCGUAAUUACCCUUUCUGA